Molecule: messenger RNA, 1611 nt
Organism: Colletotrichum destructivum
Lineage: Eukaryota; Fungi; Ascomycota; Sordariomycetes; Glomerellales; Glomerellaceae
Product: Putative cytochrome P450
Exons: 3
Coding region: 1-1611 (536 amino acids)
Molecular function (GO): oxidoreductase activity, acting on paired donors, with incorporation or reduction of molecular oxygen; iron ion binding; heme binding
Source: RefSeq, a predicted model, not a curated record
AUGCUGGGGCUCAAGUCAUUGAUAGAAGCGUGCUCUGCCGCUUGCAAUCCUCAUUUUGGGAUUGUUGUCAUACUGGUUGUCGUCUGCCCUACACUUCUCAUUGUCCAUCGUGCCAUCUACAACCUCUGCUUCCAUCCCUUGCGGCAUUACCCCGGACCUCGACUAUGGGCAGUCACUAGACUGCCUUGGAACCUCGUCAACCUCCAGGGAAAUCUAGCCUGGCGGAUCCGAGACUUGCACGAGCAGUACGGCCCAGUUAUACGAAUCGCACCCGACGAGCUCUCAUACACGGGUUCCACGGCAUGGAAGAAGAUUUACGGCCAGCGUUCACCCGAAUUCGUAAAAUGCUUUGACGGCCGCGGGAUUGCCGGGCCGGGAAUCACCAACCCUGCAAUCCGCAACGGCGGCAUUGUAACGGCCGACCAGGAGCCACACGCCCGACUGCGGAAAGCCGUGCUUCCAGCUUUCAGCGAACGAGCUUUGAGGGAGCAGGAAGACAUUCUUCAGCUUUACGCCGACAAGUUGGUGGAACAGCUCCGACACACUAGCACUAAGGGUUCUCCCCAGGACUUGGUCAAAUGGUUUAGUCUAGCCUCGUUCGACAUCAUCAGCGACUUGGCCUUUGGACAAGCUGCCGGCUGCCUUGACGAUGCAUCUCAACCAUGGCUACAGGUCAUUGGUGCUAGGGCCAAAGGCAUCGUGAGGUAUCAGUUUGCCAUUCACUACGGCCUUGAGAGCUGGCUGGAAUGGCUGGCGCCCAAGGCUCAGAAACUCGCGCUGAAGAAACACGGGGAGCUGACAGCCGCCAAAGUCAAGCGGCGGAUGCAAGACACGCAUACCAAAAGCGACUUUAUGAGCUACAUCUUGGAAAACCCACAGGCAGACUUGAGCAACGCCGAUCUGGUCAGAAUGGCCUCGGCAUUCAUUGUGGCGGGCAGCGGCACCACCGCUACGGCACUUUCUGGAAUCACGUUCCAUUUGUGCAACGCUCCCGACAAGCUACUCAAGUUGACGCAGGAGAUCAGAAACGCAUUCCAAAUUGAGACAGAAAUCACCAUGGCUUCGACUGCGGAGUUGAGAUACCUCAAGGCGGUGAUCGAGGAAGGAUUGAGGAUCUACCCUCCAAGCCCGAGUACUCUACCACGGUUCGUGCCCGGUACUGGUGAGGAGAUCGAAGGUAGAUGGGUACCUGGUGGUGUAAGUCUCAUUCUCUCGUUUUGGAACCCAAUUCAUCUUCUCGUGAUUGAAAUCAGAAUCUCACACUUUUACGAACAGACGGCGGUGGGCGUACAUCCACUCUCAGCUGGUCAUUCGAAACACAACUGGAGGAACCCCAAAGACUUUGUGCCAGAGCGAUGGUUAGAUACUGGGAGUGCCUUGGGAUUCCCCGAGGAUGACAAAUUUUCGAGCCAGCCGUUUUCUUUUGGUCCGAGGAACUGCAUCGGCAAGAGCAUGGCUUAUGCUGAGCUACGCAUCAUUAUGGCCAAGCUGCUAUGGAACUUCGAUCUCGAGUUAGUUGAGGAAUCCAAAGGAUGGCCGUCGAAACAAAAGGUGUAUCUCAUUUGGCAAAAGGUACCCUUGAUGAUUCGAUGUCGGCACAGACACUCGUGA